AACAGCCGCCGCCGUGCCGCGACCCGGCGCAUGAGCGCGAGCAGCGGCAGCGUCCGCGAGCUGACGGCCCUCCUCUCGGCGCUGCGCCGCGCGCGCCACCCCUGCCCCGCUCACGCCGCGCAGCUCCACGCCCGCCUCGUCGUCUCCGCGGGCGCGCGCCCGCACCCGGUCCUCCUCACGCAGCUCGUCUCCCUCUACGCCGCCGCGGGCCGCCUCGCCGACGCGCUCCGCGCCCUCCGCGCGCACCUCGCCGCCGCCAACCUCCGCACCUACGUGGUCCUCGUCUCCGCCCUCGCGCGCCCGCACCCAGGCCUCGCGUUCUCGCUCUUCGCGGGCGCAUGCCGCGGACUCCGUCCCGGCCCCCACCUCGUCUCCGCCGUCCUCGCCGCCUGCGCCGGCCUCCCGCCCCUCUGCGGCCGCCAGGUCCACGCGCGCGCCGCCAAGGCCGUACCUCCUCGCGACGUGUUCGUCUACACCGGGUUGGUCGAUGCGUACGCCAAGGCCGGGGACAUGGCGGCGUCCAGGAAGGUGUUCGACGAAAUGCCUUGCCCGGGCGCGGCGUCCUGGAACACGCUUCUCGUUGGUUAUGCCAGGAACAAGAUGUGCCUCGAAGCACUGUCGGUGUUCAGGGAGCUGGCAGGGCAGGGGCGGGAGGUGCCUCUUGAUCAGGUGAGCGUGUCAGGUGUGCUCAGCGCUUGCUCCUCGGCAGGCACCGUGGACUUCGGUCGCCAGGUGCAUGCGUGCGCUGCCAAGGUGGGUCUGGAGCUGGGUGCGGGAUGUCAUCACUUGGAACGUUGUCAUUUGUGCCUGCAUUCAUGAGAGCCGCUUCAAGGAAGCUUGUAUCUUGUUCCAGUCCAUGGUCAGGGAUGGUGUCUUGCCCGAUGAUGUGUCCUAUGCUACUGCAUUGCAGGCAUCAGCAUGUCUGCUGUCAUGGGCUCUUGGAGCAAGCAUACAUGCC
Messenger RNA from Panicum hallii, 958 nucleotides. RefSeq names its product pentatricopeptide repeat-containing protein At3g21470-like. Gene Ontology annotation, molecular function: RNA binding; protein binding. The coding region runs from base 31 to 819 and encodes 262 amino acids. The transcript is spliced from 2 exons. Gene Ontology annotation, biological process: RNA modification. Lineage: Eukaryota; Viridiplantae; Streptophyta; Magnoliopsida; Poales; Poaceae. The record is from RefSeq and is a predicted model, not a curated record.